Messenger RNA from Cryptococcus wingfieldii CBS 7118, 1635 nucleotides. RefSeq lists its product as hypothetical. Bases 1 to 1635 code for a protein of 544 amino acids. Gene Ontology annotation, biological process: N-terminal peptidyl-methionine acetylation. The transcript has 9 exons. NCBI's taxonomy places the organism in Eukaryota, Fungi, Basidiomycota, Tremellomycetes, Tremellales, Cryptococcaceae. Gene Ontology annotation, cellular component: NatC complex. The record is from RefSeq and is a predicted model, not a curated record.
AUGCAGGACAUCACCAGCUGGCUUACCCAGCAAUGCGACGAGCUCCCGUACGGCGAACUCGCAAAGCCGUCCUCUUUCUCUAUGAUGGACGCGAUGAAGGGUCUUCAGAUGAUGGACUCUAAGAUGGACACUGGAACAAGAGACAAGCUCCAAUCAACACAGUUGUUUGAUCCCAACGCCAAUAUCUCAGCCGAGGACUUGUGCUUUAUCAUGGACCGUAUGCUCGCUCUAGAGGUAUCGUGGUAUCGAGGGAGCAACCUCUGCCAGUCCGUCUACUCGUGUCUUUACUUCCACAACCUCUAUAUGAUAGAGGCACCGUCAGACCCUCUGGCGACAGGAAAUCUCCUGACCCAGCUUGUGCUACGAGCCUACAUCCUUCUCUUUUGCAAGAGUAUUGAUUUUGCAUACACCGAGUUUGCAAAGGGCAACGUGUACGAAGGGGAGGAUUGCUGGUUGGACCACUAUGGAGUUCCAUUGAGGGUCAGCGAAGACACAGACACAGUUGUGGCUGUUGCGGAUGACGCUUUGGGCUGGCUGGAGAGUGAAGAAUGCCAACUGCCCGUCUUCUUGAAAAACCAGUUAGUCUACCGCCUGGUCUUCAGAAGAAACUUUCUACAAUACAUUGAUGCCUCGACAUUAUCGGCCUCGCCCACAAGACAAAUAUUGCUAGUUAUGAAGCUGGCGGCGGAAGAGAUCAAGCCAUGUGAAUCUCUCUCAGACACAGCUGGGUCGGCUUUCGACAAAUACAUGUCUUCGUAUCUUCGCCAGAGCAUGCCUCUUCCUGAUUUUCGCCAACUUGAUUUUGAUCAAUCCUGGGGCGAAAUGAAAAGCAUGGUCAGAGACCUCCUGAGGGUAGAAACACUUUUGGCAAGUGGAGGCUGGGAUCAAUGGAGCACACGGUUCACCAUGCUUUGCGAUGAACGGGCUGAUAGUGGCGUCUACAAGAGCGACAUCCUGGCUACCGAAGGUCUUGUACAAGAAAGUGCCAACACGAACCUAGUGCAAGUCGUCCUGGAGUCUGUGACUCAUAACACAUCUUUCUCUUCGCAGGCGCAAUCGCUGAAAGUCUGGAAGGUUCUUUUGCUGAAAGAUGUUCUGACUACACUUGCAAUCGCAUCGCAAAAUGGACCUCGACAGCGCCGGUCUUUGAUCGACCUUUCUCACCAACUACGCGAACGCGCUACCAUGGCCGAGUACCAAGCCAUCCCGCACAUCAGUCAGACUAUACAUCUGCUGAGACUGGACUGCAUGCUUGAUGCUGCUUUGGGUGCACUGGACUUGGAGCUGGUGCACCCUGCCGAUGAAAGAGAAGCAUGGUGGUGGAUAAGGACUGUGGCGAAGGCUCGUAUAAGAGGGGGUACUGAAAGCUCUACCAUUCGGGCGCGAUGGGCUGAAGCAUGGGAGAGUAUUGGGGCUGGUAUGGAGAUUCUCUUGACUGCCAUCCCUCCCUCGUCCUUGCCAAUCUCGAACUCGACACAGAAAGUUCGUUUCGCCCUCAAAUACAAACACUACUCCAAGGCAAUAUACAUGCCUGACGGAACCAAACGAUCCAUCGGUGUUGUUCCGACGUAUGAGGACUGGAUCAGAUCACAAGACGAGAUGGACAACAAUCCAGUAUGUGCAUAUGUCAUCUAG